AUGCUGCUCACGUCGCUGUGGCCCGUGGCGGCCCUGGCCGCGACAGCUCUCGCCGAGGACACCAAGGAUAACCCGCCGGGCCAGUCGACGUUCGUCUCGCCCGGUGGCGACGUCGCCUUCGCCUUGACGGUGCCCGACAACGACAACUUGGACAUCUACUUCAGCCUGCGCGUGCCCAAGGAGAACUCGUGGGGCGCCGUCGGCCUCGGCAGCGACGACAUGAGGGGCGCCCUCGUCCUCAUGAUCUACCGCAACGAGCGAGGCGACAACGUCACCUUCUCCCCGCGCGUCGGCCACGGCAACUACGAGCCGCAGUACUACCCCGACGUCGAGUACGAGGUCCUCAACGGCACCGGAAUCUUCGACGACGACAUGGUCUUCGUCGCCAAGUGCACGAGGCACUGCCGCAGCUGGCCUGCCGGCAACGACCCCGGCGGCUACAUCGACGUCUCGUCACCGAACCAAAAGGCCAUCUACGCCGUCGGGCCGCGCCAGGGCUUGCAGAGCAACAGCCCGAGCGCGGCCAUCAAGUACCACCGCGAGUACGGCGUGUUCACCAUCGACAUGAAGCGGACCCAGGGCAGCGCCGACCCGCCCGUGCUGACCAAGGACUCCAAGAACGAGGGCACGACGCUCGACGGCCAGCAGACGGGCAAGCGGGACGUCAGGUCGGCCCUGCACGCCGCCUUCAUGAUCUUCUUCGUCGUCUUCAUGUUCCCCCUCGGCGUCGUCCUCCUGCGGCUCGGUCGCUGGGCGCGCUGGCACGGCCUCAACCAGACCGUCGGCAUGGUCGGCGUCCUCGCCGGCCUCGUCCUCGGCGUCCUCACGAGCUUCCACUACCAGAGGUCGCGGGACUUUCGCUCCUACCAUCAGAUUCUCGGCUUCAUCCUCGUCGGCUUCAUCCUCAUCCAGUUUUCCCUCGGCGUCCUCCACCACACGCAGUAUCGCAAGACGCAGGCGCCGACCAAGUUCGGCAGGGUUCACCUCUGGCUAGGCCGCAUCAUCAUUUUCGUCGGCACCCUCAACGCCCUGUUCGGUUUCUCCUUUGCGCUCAACCGCAAGUACGGCAUCGCCCUCGCCACCCUCAUCGUCAUCCUCGCCUUCACCUUGUUCUUCUUCACCGUCGGCAGGCAGUUUCUUGCCAAGGGGACCUUCCGAUCGACCGGCCGCGCGCCGGCCGCGGCCAACGCCGUCAACGGCGCCAACACGGGAUACCAGCCGCACCCUUGGCGACAAGAGUACCAGCAGGCGCCGGCCUCGAACGAUGGGUCCGAUGCGCCGCCGGCGUACACGCCUCCGCAGCAGAUUGGCCUGCGGCCCGUCUCGCCCUACGCGCGGUCCGCGUCGGGAAGCUCGGACGCAAAGGACGACGAGGACCAGCCGCAGCUGGGCGGUGUCCAACGGCCGAGGGAGUUUGCAUGA
Drechmeria coniospora is the source of this 1422-nucleotide messenger RNA. Its product is annotated as cellobiose dehydrogenase. The record is from RefSeq and is a predicted model, not a curated record. Lineage: Eukaryota; Fungi; Ascomycota; Sordariomycetes; Hypocreales; Ophiocordycipitaceae. The transcript has 4 exons. Bases 1 to 1422 code for a protein of 473 amino acids.